AUCUGUGAAUGAUCACAGAGGUCACAUGGUACAAGGCUAUUCACAACAGCCUUGUACCAUGUGACAAGCUGUAACCAAUCACAGCUCACUCAGUAGUUCUCAAUGGCUGCAAGAAGGACCUCUGUAUGAGGUCCCGAUCAUGUGAUCACUGAUUGGCCAAUCAGUGAUCACAUGCAGAGUAGUAAGCAAGAUGUCACUUGUGACAUCAUUGCUUACUACGUUUUACGUGUGACAUCUGUGAAUGAUCACAGAGGUCACAUGGUACGAAGCUAUUCACAACAGCCAUGUACCAUGUGACAAGCUGUG
Messenger RNA from Staurois parvus, 306 nucleotides. The record is from the annotation of a GenBank genome assembly. NCBI's taxonomy places the organism in Eukaryota, Metazoa, Chordata, Amphibia, Anura, Ranidae.